GCUGUUGCUAAUCUAGCAUCAGCUAACAUUUGGCAGCUAAGGGAUGAUCAACGUUAUAUUUAAAGUAAAUGUUACGAAAAAUCUCAGUUUAAUGCUAUAUCUGAAAUUCAGAAUACAAUCUUUAAGCACAGUUUUAAGACAAUACUACCUUAAACAGCAGGAUAAUCUAUGGAUGUAUCGAAUAGGACUAGCGAGUUGCUAGUUAAUUGUUAAACAAAUAAACAAUGCAUAGCAAUUAAGUGCUAAUAUUAUAUAUAAUAAACUGUUUCAUGCUAUGCUGGCGCGUGCCAAUUAUCCAGUUUGCUAGGUCGCUUAGCUUAACGGAUUUUUGUUUGUUUGUUGCACGCAAGAUGUUUUUAACACCACGUUUAUUCUCAGUGAAUGUUUUAAUAUUCACGAUAUUAAACUGUUAUCCACUUUUAAAAGACAUGCCAUGGUUAAAAAAAUGAAUAAUAAUAUAUAUAUAUUUUUUUUAAAUGGCAGAUGAAUUCCCCGUAAAGCUAACCGGCUAAGCUAAGCUAAUCUAAGCUAAAUAAGCAUCCAUAAGGAAGAAGUGCAGCCAGUCGGCGGAGCUUCAGACGCUCGCGCUAAGAACUAAGAGCGAGACGGUGGUGUUAGGUCCUGCUGUGGAGACGAAGCUUGGGGUGGGGGAAAAAUGGCUAAAAUUCACGUUCAAGGAAACGGAUUUCAGGCGAAAGAUGGGAAAAGUCUGCGAGGCACGACGGAGAGUUUAGCCGGGCAGGAAGGCGAGUCUUUGGGCUCCGCGUUGCAGCUGAACGGCGUCGCCGAGACACAAGCGGAUAAAUACGGCUUCAUCGGCGGAUCUCAGCAGAGCACCGUGGACCCAGCCGAGGACAUCCCUCCCGAGGUGCUGAGACAGAGAGAGGCUAAGUGGCUGGAUAUGCUGAACAGCUGGGAUAAGUGGAUGAGCAAGAAACACAAGAAGGUAAAGCUGCGGUGUCAGAAAGGCAUUCCUCCGUCGUUGAGGGGACGUGCCUGGCUCUAUCUGUCUGGAGGAAAGGUGAAGAGAGAGCAGAAUCUGGGCAGGUUCCAGGAACUGGACAGUGAAUGUGGAGACCCAAAAUGGGUGGAUGUGAUCGAGAAGGAUCUUCAUCGUCAGUUUCCCUUUCACGAGAUGUUCGCUGCACGAGGAGGACAUGGGCAGCAGGAUCUGUUCCGAGUGCUGAAGGCUUACACACUUUACCGGCCAGAGGAGGGUUACUGCCAGGCUCAGGCUCCCAUUGCUGCCGUGCUGCUCAUGCAUAUGCCUGCCGAGGAUGCAUUUUGGAGUCUUGUGCAAAUCUGUGAGAAAUAUCUGCCUGGCUACUACAGUGCAGGCCUGGAGGCAAUCCAGCUUGACGGAGAGAUCCUGUUCUCUUUACUGAAGCGUGUGUCUCCUGUUGCUCAUCGGCACCUGAAGAAGCACAAGAUCGACCCCGUGCUCUACAUGACAGAGUGGUUCAUGUGCGCCUUCUCUCGCACGCUGCCGUGGUCCUCAGUGCUGCGCGUCUGGGACAUUUUCUUCUGCGAAGGAGUCAAAGUCAUUUUCCGUGUGGGCCUGGUGCUUCUGAAGUGCAUGCUGGGAUCUCAAGAGAAGCUCAAGGCGUGUCAGGGUCAGUACGAGACGAUGGAGAGGCUACGCGCCGUAGAGCCGCGCUACAUGCAGGAGGGCUUUCUUAUUAAAGAGAUUCUGGAAUUGCCGCUGUCUGAGCGAGACAUCGAGAAGGAGCAUCUCACCCAGCUGCGACACUGGAAGGAAACACACGGAGAACUGCACUGUAAAUCUCCUCCCAGAAUGCAUGGCGCCCGCGCUAUCAUGACCGCUGAGCCUCCCAGUCGACAGGACCUGCAGCAGAAACCCACCAUCGUGGUGGAGCCGGCGCAGAUCACCAACAGCUCUGAAGACAAGGAGAAAAAGAAAAGCAAGGCAGAUAAAAAGAAGAACAAGAAAGACUCCUCACUCGACACAACCAAUCAGGACCAGGAAGUGCAGGAACAGGCUUUACCCGACCAAUCACAGGCUCUGCUAAAGAACACGAGUCUUCAGGCGUCUAAUCCGAGUCUGAGCAGCACAGAACACGACACAUACCUGUAGAGUGCCACAUGGCGAUCAUUCUGACAUGUGAAUGUUUACUAACUGCGUCUGAAGACUUCUGGUCCAGACGGCCCUCUCUCAGGUUUCCGCAUCCGGUGUGAUCGAACUGCACUUCCCAGAAUGCAAUGUGAGCAAACACUGGGGUUUUGUUUUUCACAUCCAUGUGCUUCAUGAAGAAAUUCAUUCGGGAGGUUUUUCUAUGGUCUGUUUUUAUCCUCAAGGACCAAGAUUAUGUGAAAGCCAUGUUACUUACCGUAUUUUCCAGAUUAUAAGGCGCAUUGUUUUUAUUUAAUAGUGGUGAGAUUUCAGGAGCAAGCCGGGACACUACCACAAUUAUUGCUAAUGAUAACAUUGACAAUGCUUAAUACUUCUCAGAUACAGCAACACUAAUGGAAAAUCAACUCAAAUACACCAGCAGAAGGCACCGAAGCCUCAAUUCAGAGGCAAACACUUUAAUAAAAAAAGAGGUGGAGUUUGUAAUUUUAGCAGUGUUUUUAGACCUAAACAGCUGGGACGCAUACAGUAUAUAAAUUUUUCACCCUAAGCAGACAAAAGGAGGAGAGUGACUUAGAGUCUGGAAAAUGCGGUGCCUUUAUACAGACAUGCACACAGACUCAGAAACAUCAUCACUGUGUGAUGGAGACAUAAAAGGGCUGAAAUCUUCAUCACCAGGCAUCUUAGAAGCUUAAUGUUGUCGUCUAUGCUAAAAGCAUGGCUGCUGUACAGGAGCUGCUUAUCAGUAUAUUGAAAAGUGGUUCGAGAAACAAGGUUGUGUGUAAGUAGCUGUGUUCGCAUUAGUGACAGUUUAAGAUGUAAUGCCAUUAUCAGUUCCAUUGGGAGGCGCUUUUAUUGGGAAUUAGUUUGACUUAUCUUGUCAUGUUGAGAGAAUGCAUUCCCGUAACACAGCUUCAGCCGAGGGACCAUUUCUUGGUAUCUAUAUAUAUAUAUAUAUUAGAUAAGGAAUAAAUCGCACCAGGACAUGCUGCUUUAGGAAAAUAAUCAAGCUUGCAUGUUUAUUAUUUUCCCCAUAACACCAUGUCCUGAAGUGAUCCAUUCCUCUCAUAGGAGUUUGCCAACACUAACCACUUUUUAUUUAUUAAAUAACGAUAUUAACGUCAUACUGUUUAUCCAUUUAUAGUUACUUUUAAUGUCGCAUAAACGAUAGAUAGAAAACAAACUAGGCACGUGACUCAUUAAGUGCAAGCUUUUGUGCCUGCAGUUCACCGGGUUUGACCACUAGGGGGUGCAGCCUGACCUCAAGAACUCAAAUCCGCACGUUAUAGUGUUUUAGUGUAUAUAGAUAUAUAUAUAUAUAUAUAUAUAUACAAAACUCAUAAGGGGACCAAACAUGACUGCUGUGUCACUUCUAGUCAGUACGAUUUAGAAUAAAAUAAUGAUUACAGGAACGUUAAGCACGCAGACAGAGGACUCAACACUCAUGGUUAAUAUAGGGAAUAAAUCAGAUUCAGUACAGUGUGAUUCAGCAUUAUAAUCUCACAACACAAAUCAGUGUGUCCUUAAAAAAUAGAAACUGAUGUACUGAUCUGGUGUCAGUAAAACUCUCAGCUCUGAUUUAACAUAUUUUCAUGACUUUUUUGCAAAUCAAACAGCUUAGUGAAGAGCCUCUCUCUCCCUCCCUCCCUCCCUCCAUCUCUCUCUCUCUCUCUCUCUCUAAACAAGAAAAACAGUGCUGAAGCCCCCUCUCUCUCUUCCUCCCUCUCUCUCUCUAUCUCUCCCUCCCUCCAUCUCUCUCUCUCUCUCUCUCUAAACAAGAAAAACAGUGCUGAAGGCCCCCCUCUCUCUCUUCCUCCCUCUCUCUCUCUCUCUCUCUCUCUCUCUCUCUCCCUCUCUCUCUCUCCCUCCAUCUCUCUCUCUCUCUAAACAAGAAAAACAGUGCUGAAGCCCCCCCCUCUCUUCAUCCCUCUCUCUCUCUCUAUCUCUCCCUCCCUCCAUCUCUCUCUCUCUCUCUCUAAACAAGAAAAACAGUGCUGAAGGCCCCCCUCUCUCUCUUCCUCCCUCUCUCUCUCUCUCUCUCUCUCUCUCUCCCUCUCUCUCUCUCCCUCCAUCUCUCUCUCUCUCUAAACAAGAAAAACAGUGCUGAAGCCCCCCCCUCUCUUCAUCCCUCUCUCUCUCUCUAUCUCUCCCUCCCUCCAUCUCUCUCUCUCUCUCUCUAAACAAGAAAAACAGUGCUGAAGGCCCCCCUCUCUCUCUUCCUCCCUCUCUCUCUCUCUCUCUCUCUCUCUCUAUCUCUCCCUCUCUCUCUCUAUCUCUCCCUCCCUCCAUCUCUCUCUCUCUCUCUCUCUCUCUCGCUCUCUCUCUAAACAAGAAAAACAGUGCUGAAGCCCCCUCUCUCUCUCCCUCCCUCUCUCUUCUCUCUCUCUCUCUCUCUCUCUCUCUCUCUCUCUUUCUCUCUCUUUUACCCCCCCCCCCCCACACACACACACACCAUUUAAACAACUUUUGUAAUUAUUAAAUUGCACAAAAAAGACAUUUUAGAUUAGGAUCAGGUCGGUCGUUAAAAAAAGCAUGUGAAUGAGACAGGUGAAGCGCUCUAGUCAUUGUGGACGGUUAUAGACUUGUGCCAAACUAACAAGCAGGCCAAUCAGAUUGACCUUUUGAUUUUUUUGGUAAUGAAGCUGCUUCUGUUUUGGCAGUGGACUGUUAGGAUGUCGGAUUUUCUUCCAAAAGCAUUGCAGAAUGCAUGUGCUUCCAUUUUAACCAACACCAUAUCAGUCCACGAGUAGAUACACGUCUAUAUAUAUAUAUAUAUAUAUAU
Molecule: messenger RNA, 4871 nt
Organism: Hemibagrus wyckioides
Lineage: Eukaryota; Metazoa; Chordata; Actinopteri; Siluriformes; Bagridae
Product: TBC1 domain family member 10A-like
Exons: 9
Coding region: 656-2095 (479 amino acids)
Source: RefSeq, a predicted model, not a curated record